Messenger RNA from Drosophila bipectinata, 6240 nucleotides. It is a transcript of the gene ec, whose product is annotated as ubiquitin specific peptidase echinus. Gene Ontology annotation, molecular function: cysteine-type deubiquitinase activity. The record is from RefSeq and is a predicted model, not a curated record. Gene Ontology annotation, biological process: protein deubiquitination. NCBI's taxonomy places the organism in Eukaryota, Metazoa, Arthropoda, Insecta, Diptera, Drosophilidae.
AUUUUUUUAAACACAAAAAACCUUCAAAAAAUUACCCAAAAAGUGAUUUAAAGAAAUCAGAAUAAGAAAUACUUUAAGAGCCAAAAAGAGCCCAGCAAAGAAGCUCUUCAUUAUGUGUGUGAGUGUUUGGUUGUGUGUGUUGGCGUGACAUUAGAGCCAUAAUAACUACAACAACAACAAUUAUUAAAGAAAAAAAACAAAAACCUCCAAGCUUGAGGAAAAACUAAAAACCUGCGAGAACGCAAACAGGUGCGAAAAAUACACCUUUUUCUUGAAGAAGUUGCACAAGAACUUAGUGGCUGAAGGGUUGCGGCAACUUCCCUUUUUGGGCUUCUUCUUUUUCUUCCACGUCUUCUUCUUCUCGUGUGCGGAAGUUGCAGAAAACUGACAUAAAAAACAACAACAAAAAAACAAACAAACAACAACCAUGUGCUAAGCCCAAAAAAAAAAUUAAGGAAAACGUAAACAAAAAUUUUUUUUUUGGUUUUCAAUAUGGAUACGGUGGCUAUAAAAACAGUGGCACUGCCACAUGCCCCACUAGCCCAGCAGCAACAACAACAACAACAGCAGCAGCAACAGCAACAAAAAUUACAACAAACAAAUGCAACCAUCAAUGCCAAAAACAAUAUUGGGGCAUUUUUUCAGACUUGCAAGGUCUUAUGGCACCUGGACGCCUUUAGACGCUCAUUCCGUGGCCUCAACCAGCACGUAUGUGGCGGCCAAGACUGUAUCUUUUGCGCUCUAAAGGAACUCUUCCAGCAGCUGCAAACCUCUUCAGAACCAGCCCUCUGCCCGGAGCCACUGCGUCGUGCUUUGGCCAGUGGUCCUCUGGCCGGACGAAGGUUUCCCCUGGGCUGUCUGGGUGAUGCCGCCGAGUGCUUCGAGUUGCUGCUGCAUCGCGUCCACUCGCACAUCUCCCAGGAUGAUGGCGACUCCUGCGAGUCCGCCGCUUGCAUUGCCCAUCGACGGUUCGCCAUGCGGGUGAUUGAGCAGAGUGUCUGCAAGUGUGGAGCCAAUUCUGAGCAGUUGCCUUUCACGCAGAUGGUACACUAUGUCUCGGCCUCGGCCCUGACCUCCCAGAAGAGUCUGGCUCUCCAGAACCACCAGCAACUGAGCUUCGGACAGCUCCUGAGGGCGGCCGGCAAUAUGGGAGAUAUCCGUGAUUGUCCAAACACCUGUGGCGCCAAGAUCGGCAUCUGCCGGGCUCUGCUCAAUCGACCGGACGUGGUCUCCAUUGGCAUCGUUUGGGACUCGGAGAGACCAGCCGCCGAUCAGGUCCAUGCCGUCCUGAAGGCCGUGGGCACCAGCCUGCGGCUUGGGGAUGUCUUCCAUCAGGUCAGCGAACAGAGAUGGGCCCAGCAGACCCAGCACGAGCUGGUGGGAAUCGUGUCCUACUAUGGCAAGCACUACACCACCUUCUUCUUCCACACCAAGCUGAAGGUGUGGGUCUACUUCGACGAUGCCAACGUCAAGGAGGUGGGUCCCAGCUGGGAGGGAGUGGUUGACAAGUGCAGUCGCGGAAGGUAUCAGCCCUUGUUGCUGCUCUACGCAGUGCCCCAGCAGCCCUCGAUGAGCUCCACGCUGGAGGUGUCCAAUCCGGUGACCAGGCGAGCAGUGACUCCGAGCCCGGAGAAGCCCUGCUUGGGCAACACCCGGAGGGCCAUCACCCCUACGCCGUUGAGGUCUCCGGUGAACGAUUACCAGAACCUGAGCGUCAUCCAGAAGAACAUCUUCCCGGGGGGAGAUGAAACCGAUGCCUACAUCAGCCGCAAGACUGUGGAGCACGUCCUGAGUGCCCAGUACCAGAACCUGAGCGUCAUCCAGGACAAGAUCCAGGGACAGGGCCCGGCUGUCACCCAGAACGGCGACAAGGACGGCGGCUUUCUCAACCGAAAGCCCAUCGAGGCGGUGCUGAGCGCCCAGCUGGCCAGGAGGCAGCACCUCCAGCUCCAGAGGAGCCACAGCGCCGAGUCCAGCUCGGGCCACGGCUCCAGCUCCAAUGGCAGCUCCCCGCCCAGCGAUGGACUCACCAUGCCGGAGCAUCUCAACCAGCCGCGUCGCAGGGAUUCGGGCAACUGGUCCGGUGACAGGAACAGUGCCAGCUCCGCCAGUUCCACCACCCUGGACAACCCCUAUCUGUACAUGGUGGCCAAGAGGGGCGUCGUGGGGGCAGUACCCCAGAGCCCAACCCGCCAUGGACUGCCCUACGACCCGGGCUAUGAUUCCUUCUCGCUGAGCUCCACGGACUCGUAUCCGCCGAAGCACGCCCUGAACCCCCAGCUGGCCAAGAUCCCCGAGGCGGCCAACGGCGGCGGCGGAAUGAGCCACGGAGGCAUGACCCUGUCCGGGGACUGUGAGAAGCUCUGCCAUGAGGCGGACCAGCUGCUGGAGAAGUCCCGGCUGGUGGAGGAGUCGCACGACCUGGAGACCGCCUUGGUACUCUGCAACGCGGCUGCCGGAAGGGCAAGGGCGGCCAUGGACGCUCCCUACAGCAACCCACACACCAUGACCUUUGCCCGGAUGAAGCACAACACGUGCGUGAUGCGGGCCAGGAGUCUCCACAGGCGCAUCCUGGUGGAGAAGGGCGCCGAAACGGAGGCCAUGCCGGAGCUGAAGCAUAUGCGGGAGGGCAGCACCUCCAGCGUCGUGAAGCACGUCCGCCAGAACAGCAAGGAUCGCACCCUGGAGAAGGAGCAACUGUUCCAGCAGCAGCAACAACAGCAGCAGCAAUCCAUCCCGGCCAGCAUUGAGAUCUAUGCCACGCUGCCCAAGCGGAAGAGUCCACUGAAGGCUCUGGCCACCGCCUCGGCGGUGUGCGACGACAAUGCCAUCGAGUACGAGCAGGAGAAGCCGAUGGCCGCCAAGCCGGAGCGGGAGAGCCGCUCUCUCUUCGGCCGCAAGGACAAGGACAAGGAGAAGGAGAAGCGCAGCCGGAGCGAGGAUCGCAACAAGCUCACCCGGGAGUUCUCACUCACCGAGACGCUCCUGGUGAACGCCAAGGACACGCUGAAGAAGCACAAGGAGGACAAGGACGAGAAGAAGGAGAAGGACAAGAGCGGCAAGAAGCAGCACAAGAUUAGGCGCAAGCUCCUGAUGGGUGGACUCAUCCGGCGCAAGAACCGCUCCAUGCCGGACCUCACCGAGGCGGUGGAUGAUGUCGCCAACAGCAACAUGUCGAUGAACCACCACCACGCCCACCACUACCCCAACCAGACGCCGGCCAGUCUCCUGGGCAGCUCCGUGGACGACAGCGCCGUGGGCCUGGGCAAGCACGGAGUCAGCAUGAGUGGCUACAUCUCCGAGGGACACUUCGACUGCUCCACCUCCGCGGGCAGCUCCGGCGCCAGCGGCAGUAACCCCAAUCCCAACCUGGAACGGAGCAAGCUGAUGCGGAAAAGCUUCCACGGCAGCGGCAGGCAACUGACCAUGGUGCCCAAGGUGGCGCCUCCGCCGCCCAUGAGAACCAGCUCCACCCUGACGCCCCAGCAGCAGCAGCAGCAGCAGUUCCACCACGAGGCCAACCUCUCGAAUCUGUCGGCGAUGAGCUCCAACACCUCCAUCAGCGAGGACUCCUGCCAAACCAUCAUCACCACCUGUGCCCAGGUCCACUCCGAGCAGAGUCCCCUGAAGGACAUGCAGAUGCUGGGCGCUGGUGAGGAGUUGCCCCUGCCCCUGCCGCCCAUGGAACUGCCACCGUAUCCAAGUCCUCCCCACUCCGUCUGCCAUUCCCGGCAGGCUAGCGAAGACUUCCCGCCGCCACCACCCCCAGAACUCGAUCUGGAGCCGCUCAACCAGCAACUGAGCCAGCUCCAAGCCCUGGAGGCGGCCAGCAAGCAGCAGCGCCAGCAACUGGACUCCCUGGAGGGCACCACCAGCAUCCUGGCGCAGCUGCAGCAGCGGCAGCACCUCCUCAAGAUGCGCAAGGACAGCGCCCAGGCGCCGCAGGACCCCAACUGGCUGAAGCAGGCCAACGACCUGCGGGCCAUGCAGCGGAAACUAGAGGCCUCCUCGCCCAGCAGCGUCCGGGAUCUGGCCAACCGCUUCGAGCAGACCUCCAUUCGGUCCUACGCCUCCCAGGAGCUGCUCUCCCAGCCGACUCCAAGCGUUCAGCAGGUCGGCCCGCAACUGCGCACCCAAAUGAACGGCCUGCCCAGCUCCAAGCUGGACGUGGACGAGGUGGACUGCAUGCCGGCCAGUAGGACGGCCACCCUGCCCCAUCACCAGCUCCUGCCCAAGCCCAAGUACGAGAUGAGCCAGUCCCAGAUUGCCGAGGAGAUCCGCGAGGUGGAGCUGCUGAACACCAUGGUCCAGCAGACGCUUAACCAGAACCAGGGCCCCAAUCCUGGACAGAAGCGGGUGAAGAAGAAGAGUGUCUCCUUCUGUGAUCAGGUGAUCCUGGUGGCCACGGCCGGCAAUGAAGAGGACGAUGACUUCAUUCCCAAUCCCAUCCUGGAGCGAGUCCUGCGAACAGCCCAGCAUCCGAACGAGAAGGUGACGGCCCAGAUGAUCCAGCAGCAGCAGCAGAAUAUGCUGAGGUUGCAGACGGAGGCGCAGCCAAGACAGCAGCAACAGGUACAGCAGCAGCAGCAGCACUUGCAACAGCAGCAGAUGCAGCAGCAACAGUUGCAACAACAGCAACUGCAACAGCAGCAACAGCAACUCCAACAGCAACAGCAGCAACCUUCUCCCAUGCUGGGCCGACCUGCUGCAGUUGCCACCGAUAUGCAACGUUAUGUGCAACGCAUGCAACAGCAACAGCAACAACAGCAGCAGCAACAGAAUCGCACUAGUAUGAGCGGCAUUGCCACGCAACAGCACUUGCCACAAAUGGAUGCGCAGUACACAAGCAUGCCACGGCCGUUGCAUCAUCAGCAAAUGAUGCUGAACCAGAGCUACUCGGUGCAACUCCAGAAGCAUCAGCAACAGAUGCAACAGCAACAACAGCAGCAGCAGCAACAGCAACAGCCGCAGUUGCAACAACAGCAGCAACUCAAUAUGAGUUACUUUAGCAAUGGGACUGUGGGCGUGGCAGAACAAAUGCCACUCCCUUCGCCUUAUCAACGUGUGCCCAUGCCACAUGGCUACCAAGGACAAGGUUACUACCCACAGCAACAGUCGCAGCAACAACAGCAGCAGCAACAGAUGCAACAACAGCAGAUGCAACAACAGCAGCAACAAAUGAAGAAGAAAGUCAGUUUCGAGCCAGGAACUAAGGGAGAAGCUGACUGCCUGCCACCGCCACCGCCGCCGCCCCAGAAGAAUGGCCUGCCAGAGGCAGGAGUACCUGGAGGACCAAAUGCUGUUACUCCCGGACUCCCUAGUGGCGCCACCACAGCCAUACCCACCCGCGUCUACAACAAUGCAAUCGUCAAGGCCUCGGCCAAGGCGGUGGAGUGCAAUCUGUGCCGCAAGAGGCAUGUGAUUGCGCCGGCAGUUUAUUGCACCAACUGCGAAUACUACCUACAGAUGCUGAAUCAGCGUCGGUGAUCCUGAAUUCCAUGAUCCUUUUUUUUUUUGCCCCCAAAACCAAUCCAAAUCUCUAGUGCAACAUUUCUAGCCGUACAAGGAAACCGAUAAUCUCAUGCAAGCCAUGCUGCCACAUCGCCACAUAAGGACCUAGCUGAAGGAUGUAAAUACAACGAAGACGAGAAGGAUGAGGAGGACUCUGUGCCAGGAUAAAGGACACCAAAAGGCCAAAGGAUCACGAGUAGAAUGAGGAGACAAACUAACACACGUCCUUCUAUGGUUCGACAUGAGAAGCCACCGCUGUGCCAACACUAACACCAUCAUCCCAUCAAUCACUCAAUCACUUUCGAGAAUCAAUCAUCAAGGACAUCAACCAUUCGAUUGGACAUGAACAAUGCAUUCCCUUUACCGCCUUUAGCCUGGCCAAUGCUCUUCCUCAAAAAUCUUAAUUUUUAUAAAUUUUUUUUAUUAUGUAUUUUUUUUAAACAUUAUCUUAAUUUUAAUUAAAAAGUCGAUUUUUUUUGUGAGCCAGAAGUUCGAAACUCAGUCGCUGAGCUUCCUAUUUUUUUUUUGUGAGUUGUUGUCCAACGACACUUGCUUUCCAUAAAUCCACUUAAUUUUUUUUUUAAAUUAAUUUUAUAUUUUUAUGAUCUAGCAUUUAUUUUAAAAUCUUUUUUUUUUACAAUUUUUGUACUUAAUUAGUUGUAAGCCAUUCGAGUGUACUUUAUUGUGUCUUAUGCAUUUAAAACAAUUCCGUGUAUUUAUAGUGUUUAU